AUGCCGCCCAAGGUGCAGCAGAAGAGUAAGGAGGCCAAGAUGGCCGCGGCCAUGGCCGGCGGCAAGUCGAAGAAGAAGAAGUGGUCCAAGGGCAAGGUCCGCGAGAAGAUGGCAAACAAGGUCCUCUUCGACGAGGACACGUACGCGCGCCUCCUCGCCGAGAUCCCGAAGAUGAAGCUCAUCACGCCCAGCGCCCUCGUCGAGCGCCUCAAGGUCAACGGCGCCCUCGCGCGCGCGGCCAUCAAGGAGCUCCAGGAGAAGGGCCUCAUCAAGCAGGUCUCCUACCACCACACGCAGUGGAUCUUCACGCGCGACGUCGGCUCCGACUAG
Molecule: messenger RNA, 330 nt
Organism: Aureococcus anophagefferens
Lineage: Eukaryota; Pelagophyceae; Pelagomonadales; Pelagomonadaceae
Exons: 1
Coding region: 1-330 (109 amino acids)
Cellular component (GO): cytosolic small ribosomal subunit
Molecular function (GO): structural constituent of ribosome
Source: RefSeq, a predicted model, not a curated record